Molecule: messenger RNA, 1165 nt
Organism: Penaeus vannamei (Pacific white shrimp)
Lineage: Eukaryota; Metazoa; Arthropoda; Malacostraca; Decapoda; Penaeidae
Source: RefSeq, a predicted model, not a curated record
UUCCGUCCUUUUUAUUCAAAUAUUGAUAAAAACGGAAAAUUUGAGUGUUCAUAUCUCUCUCGUUGGCGUUUCAGUGUCAGUAGUUCAAGCGACCACCAACAAGUGAAUGAAAACACCCGAGUAAAAAUCCAGAAAUGCCAUUAAUAUGAGUUCAAAUCACAAGUACCAGACUUCACCCCCACCCCCGGGCCCAGAGUCCCUCAACGCCUGUUGGGACCACCACAGUCCCGUUAAGUUACAGGUCAGCGUCUCCUUUGCCAACACCCGUAGCCCACAGACACGACUGUAUGACAGCUGCAGCAAAACGCUACAAGUACCUGCGGCGACUUCUAAAGUUCCGUCAAAUGGACUUUGAGUUUGCAGCGUGGCAAAUGAUUUACUUGUUUGUCUCUCCACAGAAAGUUUAUAGAAAUUUUCAGUACAGGAAACAAACAAAGGCCCAAUUUGCCAGAGAUGAUCCAGCCUUUGUAGUUCUUCUUUGCUUCUGGCUGUGCAUAACCUCUGCUGGCUUUGCCGUUGUAUUGAAACUGGGCGUGGGGAGCUUCCUGAGGUUCUUAGUUUAUACAGUGUGUGUAGACACCCUUUUAAUGGGUGUUUUGGUGGCCACCAUUCUUUGGGCUGUAACCAAUCACUAUUUAGUGAAGCCAACCUGCAGGGACCAAGAUGUGGAAUGGGGUUAUGCAUUUGACGUUCACCUCAACGCGUUCUUCCCGCCCCUCAUUAUCCUGCAUUUCUUUCAACUUUUCUUCUAUCAUGUUUUCAUCAGCCAGGACUGGUUUAUUUCACGAUUGUUUGGAAAUCUUUUAUGGGUUUUAGCUAUUGGCUAUUACAUCUACAUUACAUUCCUAGGCUAUAGUGCAUUACCCAUUUUGAAACAGCCAAGAGUAUUCUUGUAUGCAUUACCUCUCCUGGUGGUGUUCUUCCUGUUGAGUCUGGCCUUCGGGAUGAACUUGUGUGGCACGCUCAUGGAUUUCUACAGCUACCGUGUACUCUGAAAACAUCAGCGACUCACUGUGUUGCUGAUGGCCAGUUUUCUCUUUUCAUUUUUUUUUUUUUUUUUUUUUUCUUCUUCUUCUUUUCUUUUUCUUUGUCUCUCCCCUUUAUAUCUCAUCCAUAGGUGUGACAAAAUUAUAUUUAUUUUAUGAAGUUAAUUUUCAAAUUGAAA